Molecule: messenger RNA, 691 nt
Organism: Schizosaccharomyces octosporus yFS286
Lineage: Eukaryota; Fungi; Ascomycota; Schizosaccharomycetes; Schizosaccharomycetales; Schizosaccharomycetaceae
Product: protein phosphatase inhibitor
Exons: 2
Coding region: 232-531 (99 amino acids)
Cellular component (GO): nucleus
Molecular function (GO): protein serine/threonine phosphatase inhibitor activity; protein phosphatase 1 binding
Source: RefSeq, a predicted model, not a curated record
GAACAAACGCUGUAUCGAAGAAAUCUUCAAUCCACUGUAUAAAAUAUAAGAAAAUUCGCAUUCAAAAUAAACAAUUUAAUCGGAAUUUUUCAACUAAAUUUUGAUUCUUGAUAGACGGCGCAAUUGGCAAGUGAAUUCUUUUUUGGUAGCAGUUGCAAAACAAAGAAGUCGUAGGAGUAUACAUUGAGUUUUCUAAGUAAACUCAUUGUGGUGAAUAAAUAUAGCUUGAAAAUGGAAUUACCUUUUAACGCCGAUUACUCUGGAUCUCAGACGAUAACUGCAAACGACGCGCCGUACCAAGUCCCCGAGGAAAGACAGGUGGAAGAACAUGUUUUGCGUCUGCAGCCCGAGUCUCGAGGCAGACGUGUAAGGUGGGCAAAUAAUACUGUUGAUAAUGAAAAUAUGAACAAGAAAAAAUCAAAAGUUUGCUGCAUCUUUCACAAGGCUAAAAGGUUUGAUGAAAGCUCGUCAGAAUCCGAUAGUGACUCUGAUUCUUCGAGCUGUAGUCGCAAUGCUUAUGAGCGUGCGUAAAAUAGAAGGCUAUAAUAUCCAAGGGAAUCAAAAGAUUAGUGCAUUAUGUUAAAACCUAAUAUAUAUAUUUUCACGAUGCUUCAAUAUAAAUCACCAACAUAGAAUAGCAAUGUCUUUUUCAAAAGUUGUACUACAAGCAUAAAAUAUGAUACAUCUUCGA